Messenger RNA from Rhincodon typus (whale shark), 603 nucleotides. Its product is annotated as recoverin. The record is from RefSeq and is a predicted model, not a curated record. The transcript has 3 exons. Gene Ontology annotation, molecular function: calcium ion binding. The coding region runs from base 1 to 603 and encodes 200 amino acids. NCBI's taxonomy places the organism in Eukaryota, Metazoa, Chordata, Chondrichthyes, Orectolobiformes, Rhincodontidae.
AUGGGAAACUCUAAAAGUAGUGCCCUAUCCAAGAGUAUCUUGGAAGACCUCAAAAUGAACACCAAGUACACAGAAGAAGAGCUCUCCUUAUGGUACCAGACAUUCUUGAAGGAGUGCCCAACUGGCUUGAUCACCAUGGCACAAUUUGAGAAGAUCUAUUCUGGCUUCUUCCCAGAUGCAAACCCCAAAGAUUAUGCUCAACAUGUCUUCAGGACCUUUGACACCAACAGUGAUGGGACCCUGGAUUUUAAGGAAUACAUCAUCGCCCUUCACCUCACCUCCUCUGGAAAGACGUCACAGAAGCUUGAGUGGGCUUUCUCUCUCUAUGAUGUAGAUGGCAACGGCACAAUCAAUAAGGAAGAAGUACUGGAAAUUGUUAAGUCAAUAUUUAAAAUGAUCAAUGAAGAAGAACUGAAGACCCUGCCAGAGGAUGAGAACACCCCAGAGAAGAGGGCUGACAAAAUUUGGGAUUUCUUUGGCAAGAAAGAAAAUGAUAAAUUAUCGGAAGGUGAGUUUAUUCAAGGUACCCUGGAAAAUAAGGAUAUACUCCGACUGAUACAGUUUGAACCUCAGAAAGUCAAAGGAAAGUUAAACACGAACUAA